CUGGACUCAUUAUCUGACGCACAUUAAUAUGUAAAUGAUACUAGAACCCUUCUGAAUAUUCAUAAAUCCAGGCGGUACCGCCCCCGGCCCGUUCCUGUGCCGUGAUGAUUUCUCCGUUUUGUUAUCGCUCCUGGCCGCGACUCGCCGUUGCGCUGGACGUCCCCCCCCACCCCCCAAAGCUCUGGAACAUUCCAUUCGGCUACGUUGAGAUUAGAUCAGUGUAAAUUAACUGCGGCAAGACCUCCAGCUGCCAGCUCUGCCAGAGCCACCUCGUCCUUCCAAAUGGAUGUUCGCUUUGUUGGUUAUUGAAGAUGUUGAUGCUUUAAGGUUGUGUAUAUAUUUUUUUCUUUUAUUUUAUUAAAAUAACAACAAAGUGGCCUUUAUGUCUCCCUUGGGUGUAUGUUUUUUGCGAGUGAACACUCGCACACACAGAAGCAUGUACACUUUCAGUGAACUCCUUUAAGCACUCGUCUGUUUUUUCCAAAAUAAAGUCAUUUACCUUUGACACAUUUCGGCAAAAGCACCGGCGUCUUGGCAGCAGGACACUGAGCCUGGAGCUGUUGUUGGAGCCUCUCUGCUGCCAUUGGCCCCUCCCCCCAUAUCGACAGCUGCCUUGUGCACAUGCUCAGAGCGCGUAGGAGAGCAGCCCUUAAACAAAGGCGAGCUGUACCUUUGCUCCUGCCCCGAGCCAGCAGGCCUUGCCUUACAGGGGCGACAGACAGCAACAACGGCUGCGAUGUGUCGUUUGGCUUCCCUGCCCCAGAGGGCAAAAAAAAUCUGUCCAGAAGCCUUAUAAUCCCACAGCCUAACAUAGCAGAGCCUGGAAGUAUAGGAGACAUGUUUAUCUCGAGUUGCAGGUUAAGUGGGAGUAAGACACCACCUCACAAACAGAAAGUCUGAGCCACUAGCUGGGCUGCUGCUGUGCAGAAAGCUCUCUGCUGCCGUCGUGCAGCGGGCUUCUCGUCCCGCAAUGAACUGGUGAUUUUAUUGGUGAUGUUACGGCUGAGCGGUGCCAGAGGUCUCCCGCACCUGUCAGAGCAGUCGCUACACACGUGAGGAGACGUCCCGGAGAUGCCCGGUCCACUCUCCUGGCCACCGGCUGUGCCCUGUGUGUCACUGAUGUGGCUUCAGCGGCCGAGUGACAGAGCUGGGAGCUGAUUCACGGCCUGUGAGAUGGCGGACUGCCGAUGGGAAUCGAGAAAGCCAAGUACGCCCGAGGAGUACUUUGAGUAUGACGCGGAGGAGUUCCUGGUCUUCCUCGCUCUGCUCAUCAUAGAGGGCCGCACACCGGAAUGUUCCCUGAAGGGCCGCACGGAGGGGCCCCACUGCCCCCCAGCUCAGACUGCACAGCCUCUCCCCACCAAGCACCAGUGCAGUGACAAACUGCCGCAGUGUUGUCAAGCUAAGAAGACGCAGUCGGAGGUGGUGGUCCUCUGGAGGGACAAGCUGCCCAUCAUGAUCGAGGUCAUGCUGCUUCCUGACUGCUGCUACAGCAGUGAGGCUCCUGGCAAUGACUUGGACGACCCAGUUGUUCAACAGGACGCGCUGCUGCUGGAGCGAUGGACCCUGCAGCCAGUGCCCAGGCAGAGCGGCGACCGUUUCAUCGAGGAAAAGACCUUGCUCCUGGCCGUCCGCUCCUACGUGUUCUUCUCCCAGCUGAGCGCCUGGCUCAGCGCAUCCCACGGACUCGUUCCCAGGAACAUCCUGUACAGGGUUAGUUCGGCCGAGGAGCGACUGCUUUGGAGAUUUUCCCAGCCACCAGCCGAGCACGCCUUCCCGGUGCCCAACGUGUCGCACAGCGUGGCCUUGAGAGUGUGUGUACAGUCCCUGCCUCGGCAGCCCAACUACCCAGUCCUGACCUGCAGUGUCCAUAGUAGCCUGGCCCUGCAGAGCACGAGAAGCCGGGACUGGAGGCACAGGUCUGCUCCUGGUACGGAGCAACUUCAGACCCAGGGAUCUCCACCGCUCUUCAAGUGCACCAUAAGCUCCAGGAAAUACCUGCCCUCCGAGGCCCCGCCUCCAGGCAAGAUACUAAACCAGGUCCAUUCCAAGCUGAGCAGCACCCCGGAUACUGACCCUGCAGAGGGCUGUCAGAUCUCAUCAGAUAGUACAGAAGGCUUAAAGGCACCAGCUCCAGAAGAUCUCACUAGAGCAUUCAAAUCCCUCUACUUGGCAGAUCUACUGGGUACACCAAGUUUAGGCUGCAGGUCACACCCACCUGGGCAUCCCAGCUCAUUGAUUGGCUCACUGCUUCAUGAACGACAGCAAGUCAUCACUCGUAUUGCCCAGCGUUUACAUUACUGUGAUCCCUUAGCCACCCACAUCCCAGAUACCAUGUCCGAAAGCUGUGAGGCACAUCAUCUCAAAUUCCCCUGGGGCUCCUCGUUCCUCUCUGGCCCACAGCAUGGUACCAUGGAAGAUGGCAGAAGGAGAUGGUCCUCUCCCUCCGACACCCCCAGCAAACAGCAUAGCAGAGCCAAAAUGGAUGCCAAGUCAAGACCUUCAACCAAACCAGCAACCUGCAGGAAGCUGCUCCUGCACCCCCCUGAAGACAGCUCUGGGACUGCAGGGGCCACAGAGGACUCCUUCUGGCUGGUCCCAGACCUCCUGUGGUAUGCAUACAACAGGUGUAGUCAAAGCUUCAAGGAAGACACGUCUCCAUCUGCACACAAAUCCUGGGGUGAUCGCCGUCUUCAAGAUUGCACCGGUAAGGUACCAUUCUCAGCCAUUACAGACUCCCCCAUCGCUAACAGCCCAGAAUCUUCUAUUUGCACAGAACUAGAAGCCAAGAAGGCGAAAGCUCCCCAUGGCUUCGGGCAAGACCCUUCCUCCAGACCUCAGGAUGUAGCCUGUGUCAGACUUGAAAAGCCAACGACACCAGCAGACUCAGUCCCUUUAGUCUCUAAUGGUUUACAGAAUGCCAAAACGGGUCCUCCGGACUCUCCUGAUCGUGGGCAGAGAGCAGGAAGUCCUGAUGGCUCAGUGGGUCUCCAAGGUCACAUGACAAUGACAGACGCCACAGUCCUGCAUCAAGACACUGUCGAUUCCAAACCUCAAACCCAGGGAAUCCUGCAGCUUAACAGCCAUGAGCAGAAUGAGAACCAGGACCAGACUAUCCCUAACCAAAGAGCCUGUGGCCAGGACCAGCAGAUCGGGCCUGACAGAACCCAGAAUGGACCUGUUCUGUUGUGCGACAUUUGGAACAAGGAGAACCGUCCCUACAUAGACGGGACAGCAAGCAGAGCCUUCCACCCGAGCACUGGGCUUCCACUGGUCUCCAGUCCGGUUCCUCAGAGGAGAGCCCAGGCUGGGGGCUUUGAUCUGGACACCUCCAUGGCUCACUGCAAGGGUCUGCGUUGGUCGUCCAGCAGAAGAGAGUGCCUGAGGAAACAGCACAUUGGAGGGGACUCAGAACCACGGGUGUUCAGCACCAGCGCCCCCCCGGCCAGCCUCAGCCUCCUGGGGAACUUUGAGGAGUGUGUGCUGAAUCACCGCCUGGAGCCCCUGGGGACUGUGAAGGGCUUUACGGCUGAGGUGGGGGCCAGCGGGACCUUCUGCCCCAGUCACAUGACCUUGCCCGUGGAGGUGUCCUUCUACAGCGUCUCCGAUGACAACGCGCCUUCCCCCUACAUGGGUGUUAUAAAGUUGGAGCCCCUCGGUAAAAGGGGCUAUCGAGUGCCUCCAUCAGGAACAGUACAAGUGACCUUAUUCAAUCCAAACAAGACGGUGGUGAAGAUGUUCGUGGUGGUGUACGACCUGAGGAAGAUGCCAGCCUGCCACCAGACGUUCCUGAGACAGCGGACUUUCUCGGUGCCCAUAAAGCGUGAACCAUGUGGCCAUGUGAGCAGGAAGCCCCUCCCCUUCCUCCCGAGGCCGCAGCGGACCCUGCGCUACCUCGUCCACCUGAGGUUUCAGAGCUCCAGAUCCGGAAAGAUCUACCUCUACAGAGACAUUCGACUCCUCUUCUCCCGCAAGUCCAUGGAGGUGGACAGCGGCGCGGCCUACGAGCUGAAGUCCUUCACCGAAUCCCCCGCCCCCACCUCCUCCCCGAGACGCUAAGCUGCCAGCAUCUCCCAUGGGGCCCAAAGAGGCGCUGUUCUCGUUAACCCCUCAGAUAAUGAGGAAAUGCUAGUCUCUGUUUGACUUCUGGGUGCAGCUCACCGCUUGCGAACAAAGAAUUUAAUUCCUUAAUAGAAAAGGGAUUGAAGUUGAAGAUUUCAUUUCAGGCCACACUUUUUCAAUGUGAGCUGUUGCACACCGCGCAUAGGAGCAGGAAAUCUGACCAUAGGCAUAACAAGAAGUCGAGCUAGAUGAAGGAGCUGUAACUGGGGGAGAAAACUACUAGCAUUGUGUUUACAUGAUUUUGUCAAUUAUUUAAUAUUUAAUUUGAUAUUUAAUGUUUGUCAGAUGUAAUGUCUGUUUUAGUAAAUAUAAUGGCGUAGUACUGCACUAUAUCCAGAUCAUACAAUGUAUUUUUGAUGUUGAUAUUCAGAUCUGAAUGAUAUAAACCUAUAAAAUAGUCUUUAAACACUC
This is a messenger RNA of Paramormyrops kingsleyae, 4533 nucleotides long. NCBI's taxonomy places the organism in Eukaryota, Metazoa, Chordata, Actinopteri, Osteoglossiformes, Mormyridae. The record is from RefSeq and is a predicted model, not a curated record.